Molecule: messenger RNA, 1098 nt
Organism: Protopolystoma xenopodis
Lineage: Eukaryota; Metazoa; Platyhelminthes; Monogenea; Polystomatidea; Polystomatidae
Source: the annotation of a GenBank genome assembly
AUGCUCACCAAUCCGCAUCCCUCAGUCUCCACAGGCGCCGUCUCGGCUUCGGCUGGCCAGACUGCGGCCGGCUUUUCCGGUUGCCCGAAGCAGUCGGUUGGCCUUGGUCUUCCGUUUCAAUUCAACAGCCUCACCAACAGCCAGCAAUACCUGAAUCAUGCUUCGCAAAUGCAACAACAACAACAACAACAACAACAACUACAGCCUUUUAUGCAAAUAGGCCCGCCGAACCACUCUCCAGGCUCUGGCUUUUCGCAUCAGUUCGCCCAGCACCAGCAGGACCACCAGCAUCAACAUCAGCAUCAACACCGACAACACCAGCAACAACAGCAUCUGUUGCAGACUCAGAAGCAUCUGUUGGCCGCUGGCAACGGCAUCUUUCCGGCCGAUCUGAGCGCCUGUUUUCAGACUGGCUUCCUCGCUGGCGUCAGAGGUGCUCCCGGAUUGGCCUUUCUGGCCGAGCAAGAGGCACCACCGCCACCAACCACGCCACCACCGCCGCCGCCGCCACCUCCGCAGGCCUCGGUCUCCUCCAGCUCGCCGUCCCGGACUCGGCCUCAGGGCUCUCCGCGGCGUGGGGCAACCGAGUCGAAAUGUCACACUUCGCAGAGCCGUAGCAACGAGGCCUUCAACCCCGGUCUCAUCGCGCCUGCCUCCGAGUCCCUCGCGCCCGGCGGCAGCAGUUCCACCAGCGUCAGCAGUCAGUCGGCCUUCGCGGCUCUGCCGUUGCCACUCGACCCCGUCCAGACGCAUUCGACGCCCGGCGCUGUCGCGGCCCUCUUGAAUGCACUCGCCUCGGGGCCGCCGGGCGCCACCGACUACACGCAUCACUCCUCUCAGACUCACCAUUGUCCACGCACCAGCAGCUGUUCACCGGCCAACGGUUUCUACGCCAACGCCAACACCAACGCUGAAGGAACGCCGGCAUCGAGGCCAGCAACGGUUACAGCGACAAUUGUACCAACGCAUCAGCAACACCAUAUGCAACAACAGCGACACCAGCAGCCAUCGCAACACUUCGAGAUGGCUCAUGUUCCCAUGAAUCCGGCCACAAGUCGAGAUGGUAUGUAUCCCUUUCAUAUGCAGCCUCGUGUCUGA